Messenger RNA from Quercus lobata, 2386 nucleotides. RefSeq names its product Tetratricopeptide repeat (TPR)-like superfamily protein. Gene Ontology annotation, biological process: RNA modification. Bases 158 to 2260 code for a protein of 700 amino acids. Gene Ontology annotation, molecular function: protein binding; RNA binding. The transcript has a single exon. The record is from RefSeq and is a predicted model, not a curated record. NCBI's taxonomy places the organism in Eukaryota, Viridiplantae, Streptophyta, Magnoliopsida, Fagales, Fagaceae.
UGUUGUUCACUAAUAAUGAUUUCCCAUUAUUAUAUAAUGAAAGCAUACGCUACUGAUAAGUGAUCAGCAGCUUAUGUUACUAUUUCCUUUCAGUUUUCAGAGCUUGGACCAACUUCCCUUUACGAAAUGCCAAUAAGGAGAAGGACCUUACAUAUAUAUGUAUCGUGCUUCCUUCUUCACCGAGCUUUUAUACUGUACACAACAAAAGGACCUCCGAAACGGCAAGGCUCUCCACGCUCAGAUCCUCAAGUCCGCGUCCACCUGCGUAUACCUUGCUAACAGCCUCGUCAACUUGUACGCCAAGUGUGGCAACUUAGAUAAUGCCAGGCUUGUGUUCGAGAAUAUACCCCAAAAAGACGUGGUCUCAUGGAACUGUCUCAUCAAUGGCUACUCUCAACAUGGUCCUACUGGGUCUUCUUUUGUCAUGAAACUCUUCCAACGUAUGAGGGCAGAGGACACUCUCCCAAAUACCCACACUUUUGCUGGUGUUUUCACUGCCGCUUCCAAUGUAUUCGACGUUUUUGGAGGCCAGCAAGCUCAUGCGCUUGCUAUCAAAACCGCGAGUUUUUAUGAUGUUUUCGUUGGGAGCUCGCUGCUUAAUAUGUAUUGUAGAGUGGGUCUUGUAUUGAAUGCUCGUAAGGUGUUUGACAAAAUGCCGGAGAGAAAUUCGGUUUCUUGGGCGACUAUGAUUUCUGGGUAUGCAAUGCAACGAAUGGCCGGGGAUGCUUUGGAGGUUUUUGAAUUCAUGCGUCGGGAAGAGGAGGAUGGGAAUGAGUUUGCUUUGACUAGUGUGCUUAGCGCAUUGGCAAGUCCUGAAUUUGUGAAUCAUGGUAAGCAAAUCCAUUGUCAUGCAUGUAAAAAUGGGUUGUUAUCGUUUGUUUCUGUUGAAAAUGCUCUUGUUACAAUGUAUGCAAAAUGUGGGAGUGUAGAUGAUGCACUUAGAACGUUUGGGCAGUCUGGUGGUAAGGAUUCUAUAACAUGGUCAGCGAUGAUUACGGGUUAUGCACAAAGUGGGGAUUCUCAUAAGGCUUUGAAGUUGUUUUCGCAUAUGCAUUUUUCUGGGAUUAAGCCUAGUGAGUUUACUUUUGUUGGGGUCAUCAAUGCUUGUAGUGACAUUGGUGCUAUUACAGAAGGAAAGCUAGUGCAUGGCUAUUCCUUAAAGAUGGGAUAUGAAUCCCAAAUAUAUAUGAUGACAGCUUUGGUUGACAUGUACGCCAAAUGUGGUAGCGUUGCUGAUGCUCGAAAGGGAUUUGAUUAUUUAAGAGAACCUGAUAUUGUUCUAUGGACUUCUAUGAUUAAUGGAUAUGUACAAAAUGGAAAUAAUGAAAGUGCGUUGAGUUUGUAUUGUAGAAUGCAAAUGGAGGGGAUUAUGCCCAAUGAGCUUACCAUGGCUAGUGUCCUGAAAGCAUGUUCAAGCCUUGCAGCUUUGGAGCAAGGCAGGCAAAUUCAUGCCCGUAUCAUUAAGUAUGGAUUUAGUCUUGAAAUUCCAAUUGGAAGUGCUCUUUCUACUAUGUACGCAAAGUGUGGGAGUUUGGAAGAUGUGAAUGUUGUGUUUAGGAGGAUGCCUACGAGGGAUGUAGUGUCAUGGAAUGUAGUGAUAUCAGGCCUUUCUCAAAAUGGGCGUGGUCAUGACGCUUUAAAGCUGUUUGAGGAGAUGCAAUUGGAGAACACAAAGCCCGAUGAUGUGACAUUUGUGAAUAUCCUCUCUGCUUGUAGCCACAUGGGAUUGGUGGAGCAAGGUAGUGUUUAUUUCAAGAUGAUGUUUAAUAAAUUUGGCAUAGUUCCAAGAUUAGAACAUUAUGCUUGCAUGGUUGAUAUCUUGAGCCGUGCAGGAAAGCUCAAUGAGGCCAAAGCAUUUAUUGAAUCUGCAACUAUCAAUCAUGGUAUGUGUUUAUGGCGGAUCUUGUUAGGUGCUUGUAAGAACUAUCAUAAUUACAAAUUAGGAGCCUAUGCUGGAGAGAAGCUAAUGGAGUUAGGCUCACAAGAAUCAUCUGCUUAUGUUUUGUUGUCGAGUAUCUAUACUGCUUUGGGUAAGCGGGAAGAAGUAGAACGGGUUAGGAAGAUAAUGAAACUUCGAGGGGUGAAUAAAGAACCUGGUUGUAGCUGGAUUGAUCUGAAGAAUAUGACCCAUGUAUUUGUUGUUAGAGACCAGAUGCACCCACAUAUUGGAGAUAUACGUGGAGAGCUACGGAUGUUAGCCAAACUAAUGGAGGAUGAAGGUUAUGAACCCACUUUUGAAUUAACUUCUUUAACACAUUGAAUUUGGAUAACAAGAAAGUUAACUUGGGAUGUUUGCCUAUAAUACAAUUGUCUCAAUUAAACUAAAAAAAAUAUCAUUGAAAUUUGUCACUUUUUUUCUUUUAGAAAAUCAUGUAACUUUAUUAUG